This is a messenger RNA of Dermacentor andersoni, 7568 nucleotides long. NCBI's taxonomy places the organism in Eukaryota, Metazoa, Arthropoda, Arachnida, Ixodida, Ixodidae. The record is from RefSeq and is a predicted model, not a curated record.
UGGUGAUGUCAUGCAAGAUAUCGCCCUUUCGUUCAGAGUGGGGAUAUCAAUGGCACGCAUGGCUGUCCGGGUCACAUGCCGGGCACUAUGGAGCAGACUGCAGCCGCUCUACAUGCCGAAACCCGAGACUGCCACCUGGCUGAAGAUUGCGGAGGGCUUUGGGCAUACCUGGCAGUUUCCAAACUGCCUUGGAGCUGUUGACGGCAAGCAUGUGCACAUCAAGUGCCCUGCCAAAUCAGGAAGCAUGUACUUCAACUACAAGGGCACUUAUUCCAUUGUGCUUCUUGCUGUGGUUGACAGCAACUACAAGUUCGUUGUUGUUGACGUGGGUGCAUACGGCAAGCAGAGCGACGGGGGAGUGCUCGAGCAGUCCAUAUUCGGGCAGUUACUGGACAAAGGCAAGCUGCAGCUUCUCCGGGACCUUCCACUACCGAACACAGCCCUGCCAGCUCCUUGUGUAUUUAUUGGGGAUGAGGCCUUCCAGCUGAGAACUGAUAUUUUGAGGCCAUACCCAGGUCGAGGAUUGGAGGCCAGCAAAAGGGUAUUCAAUUACCGCCUCAGCAGAGCAAGGCAAGUUGAAAUGCUUACCACGCUGCUUUGUAAGAACUGAAGGCUCAUUAUUUACCGCGAACCUUCUUUUUGUGCGUCAUGCAGAAGGUGUGUCGAGAAUGCUUUUGGAAUCCUGGUGACCCGGUGGAGGAUCCUUGGAAGACCAAUGGGGGAAAGCCCAGAAAAUGCUGAGCAGGUGGUGAAGGCACUGUGCAUGCUUCACAACUUCCUGAUGGAUGCGCGCACAGGGAGUGAUGACUUUUAUUGCUGGCCCGGUUAUGCGGAUUCAGUAAGCUCAUUGGGUCAACGGCAGAGCGGCCAGUGGCGGCAAUUACUUGUACAACCACCCAUGCAGGUAGCCCGCACCAGGGCACACAACUUCAGUCACAUGGCACGAUAUGUCAGGGACAUAUACUUGCAGUACUUCAACAGUACUGCAGGGCGUGUGUCCUGGCAAGACGCCGUGAUCUGAAGUUGCAGUCUUGGUAUCGUCGUACCUUUGUAAAAGUGAGUGGUCUUUGUUGAGCUUUUGUGCAUCAAAAUGCCAAGGCCUUUAGUAGCCACAGAUAAAUUGUCUGCCAAGUCCUCUGUUUUUUUUCCAAGGAAGUAGAACGUGAUAGCAACCGUCCUUGUUAGUUAUAGCUUUCUCGAACUGUUGUAGUGUCAGUUCACUGUCUAUCAUGCGAUGCUGCACAGAUCGCGAUGUCUAUUUUUCUGGACAACUUUUGGCGUUUUCAGAAGCGCAUAUGCUGGCACUGUUCCUCGGCACUGAAGUUAAUCGAAGUACCCCAGAAGACUUUGUAACUUUCUCUGCUUUCGUCAUCCGAAGCACUGAGUCAGUCUCUGCUUGAACCGUUGAUACCACUGUGGAUGCUGUCGUUGGCUUGCCAAGCUCGUGAAAUUUAAGCGCCAAAUCUGACAGCAAGACUCACAAGAGAGUCCCGUAACAUGGAACAAUAAGUGGGUGUAGGCUUAUGCCAAGAGCUUUGACUGAGACUUGGUCAUAGAGAUGUCGAAGUUGCCUGACAUUCAAAGAUGACGAGACUGGCCUCGGAUCUCAAAGGCUUCUAAUGUGCUCUUGAACAAUUACACUUUCAUCUCCAAAACAUUUCAUGAGAAUAUCUAUGGGGUCCUGAUAGCACUCUUCGGUUGCUUGGAGUACAGAUAUGGCCGAAGUGGCUGCUCCACUGAGUAGUACAACCACCCAUGCCAGGUAAACCACCCAUGCCACUCAGGUAAAUAAAAUUGUCAAUAGUGCUGAGCUCUUCCUUAAUGUUCAGGGGCGUCUGUUGUGGUACAGCAUGCAGAUAUUCUAGUCCUGCAGGCAAAGUGCCCAUUGGGCAAAAUGGCCCGAGGUAUUCUUCAAGAACAGCCAGCGUAGUGCAAGGUGGUCUGUAACUACAUCAAAUAGAUGGCCAUACAAAUAAGGCCGGAACUUAGAGCUUGGAUGAUGGCCAGGCAUUUUUUUUCUGUCACAGGGUAAUUUGUCUCACCUUUCGUAAGCGUAUGACUUACAUAAGCCACAACAUAUUCAGGAAACCCUUGUUUGCGCUGGGCAAGAACACUGCCAAGGCCAGCACCACUGGCGUCUGUGUCGACCUCUGCAGGGGCUGAUAAGUCGUGACGGCGAAAAAAGAUGUUGGCAAAAGACAAAGCCUUGUGAAGGCCUCGUCUCUCUCGGACGAUCACGAAGUAAGGAGCCCGUUGCUGCUAAGUCGUUGGUUCACCACUGCAAAGGUGGAGCCUCUCUAAGUUUCCAAGUAGGCUUGUGAUGUCUUCGGUGGUUGAUACCGAUUGGCUGACUCCCAGCAGUUCCAAGGAGCUUGGCUUCCCAUCAGGACAACCUUCACUUUUGCGUCGCUCAAUUUCAGCAAGUUUCCAUGUCCCUAUGUGGCUUGUGUCAGCGGUGCACUGCGAUUCUUGAAGUUGGCGCAAUUCAGAGAACACAACAUUACGAAGCUCGUCAACGUGUAGUUUGUGAAAGCGCCAAGUUGUGGAUAGAAGCAGAACACGGGCUACGCGCUCAAACAGUUAAUCAAAAGUUCCCACUUCUGCCCAGGGUACCAAGGCAGAAUCAUGCCACAGCAUGUCCGAAGUACUUGUGCCACCCUUGAUCUCAUCCGCAACAUCGCUUUGCAAAACCGAGUCAGUGGGUUCCUUGCUUUGCUUACGGUGCUUCUUGAAAGGUGCGGUGUUGUCAUGCUUCUCAGCUGGCCUCUUUCACCGUUUUUUUUUCUCUUUCGACUGAUAGCUUGGGCAGUCUGGAAAUAUAGUGGGCACUGUAUAUCUGGAGAGGGGUGCUUUCCGGGUUGUGCAAAGCAAGACAUUACCACUAUAGACAGCUUCCCAGGUUUUGUUCACCAAAUGUGCCUCGAAGUAUCGUUUGCAGAGAUGGUCGGUAGAUUGCAGUGUAUGGUAUGGUAUUCCUCCAUACCCAAAGCCGCUCUUCUUUCUGCACAGAGUACGAAAGUUUUCCGGCACACAACUUGUGCCCUGCCGUGCAUCGUGGGGCGAAACACUUUUUCUCCAUCGCUUCUAUGGUUGCUCGCACCUCAUAAAUUCACACGGUCAAGGAAAAUUGUCAAGGAUUGCGAAUAGUUUCCCAAAACAGGAACAAAGACAUUUCGAUGUCAAACAUGGCCUCAUGGUAGAGCACACUGAAGUGGCACCCCACAGAUUUACGCCUACUGGUAUAGGGAAGGUGAACUUGGAACAACUUUUCAACGUGGCUGCUCCGCUGCACCUUUGGGCCGACCUGUCAUCUUCGUACACCAUGGUCAGGGGCUAUAUGAUGCUGGCAAAAUUGCGUAUGAAGCGUCUGAAGAACACAAUAUCAUCAUCAAGCUAGCAGAAGCACGUGCGCCACUUCAAGCCGUGCAGAACUGUGUCCAUUGUGCACUCAAAAGUGGCGGGCGCAUUACAUAAUCCAAAAUGCAUUGCAUUAAAUUCAUAUAAGCCGUCGGGUGUGACAAAAGCUGUCUUCAGCAGAUCGGCGCCUGCCAUUGGUACUUGCCAAUACCUUGAGUGCAAAGCGAGAGAUGAAAAGAAUUCUGCACCUUGUAGACUGUCAGUCACAUCUAUGUGCAGGAGAAGGUGGACGUCCUUGCAAGUGAUCUUGUUGAGGUGCUGGUAGUCCACACAGAACCGCAUGGAACCAUCUUCAUAACAUGGACGAUGGAGGAUGACCAUGGACUCCUAGAUCAAAUUACCUCGCGGCAAAGCAUGUCACUAACUUGUUCAUUGAUUACACGACGUUCUGCAGGAGAUGCACGAUACAGACGUUGCCGCAGUGGUAGUUUUUUGAGCCAGUGUCGGUACAGUGUGUAACACUUCACGUCCGGCUCAGGGAACAGUGCCCAACAUCGAAAGAACAAAAUUCUUCUAAGAGGCACAAAAGCUACAAAUGCUGGACCAGUGUAAGGCCAUCGACAAUACAAGGACCAAACAUACCACUGGGCGAUGUCAGAUGUAAAACUGCACUGAGGGCAGUGUAACUAGCCGAGUAAUUGUCGUCGGGCAUGUCCAUAACUUGUACGUCGUUGAGUACUUCUACAUUGGCAUAAGACAUUCCCUGCGGAGCCCCAUAAUAUGGUAUGGGAAUGGCUUGCAAAUUAAAAUGGUACUGUAGCCCUGUGUGAUGGCCACUGCCGCAAAACGUAGCAGCAGACCUUUCCGAGUUGUCAAGUGGAUAAGUGGAGACGGUAGUGCAAGAGCAUCUGAAAUUCUGCUGCAGUACAUGGACAUGACCAUUGAUGCAUUAGGAGGAACGUAGGUGGUGGCGUCUUGGACGAGUAGUUUCCUCGAAAGUGAAGAUUUCUCAGUGAGCAGUAAAUCUAACAGUGGCGAGAGUUCUGUUUUGGCCUGUGCACAAUGCCGUCGGCUAAUGGCAUUGUGGCGUGAGAGCAAAUCCCAGCCAAGGAUGUCAUGAGAGCACGGGGGAAGGAUGAAUUCUAUGUUGUAUAGAAUGUUGUCAAUAACAAGCAGUGCAAGCCGCGAAGGAGUUAAUGUGCUGAGUACUAACUUUGCAGAGGGACAGCCCAGAAAGGGGCACCGUAACUUUCUGAAGUAAGCUACAAAGCUUAGUGUCCAUAACACAUACGGCGGCUCCUGUUUCCACAAGUGCAUAUGCGCGAGUUGCGAACAUCAACAAAACAAAAAUGUUUGAGGGUCUGCAUUGAGGACUCACAUUUCAACGGUGCUUCAGCCCUUGCCUCUACGACUGUGACAAUUAGUUUUAUUCCUCCUGAGUUAGGGGUUGAGGCCGAAUUGGUGACAGUGAAUGGCAGGUAGUUGGCAUUGGGCACAGUGUCGGCGACAUUGCCAACGGGGAGUCGUAACAUAGAUGGUUGGCUGGCUUGUCACUGGUGGUGCGGCGCUACGCUGCUGCCUACUGCUGCACAUGGUUACAAAAGUGUGCAAAAUGACUGGCGUAGCCGCACGCAAAGCAUAUUGGUCAGUUGUCGGGAGUACACCACCGGUCUUUGCUGGGGCAGGUCCCAUCCAUGCCAGAGGAUGCAUAGUACGAGGCAGCUGCUUAUGACUGCGUGGCAGGCUGCAAUCGGGACCUAGCCACGACGUUGCUAUAAUGGAGAGGCAUACCUGGAGAUACAGGUUGGGUCGUUGCAACGACUUCAGCAUAGCCGAGUGGUGCAUUUACCGCGACCUGUUGGGGCGUCGGAACAACUACAGCGUAGCUUAGUGGUACAGCCGCAGGAAGAUGUUGGCGCUGGUCCGGCAAGAUCUCGGCAAUUUCUUGCUCGAUUGCGUGAUGGAGCGGAAACAUAAGAUUUGAGGUAGGCUGUUUUAUGUGCAGCGGCUGAGCGAUGGUCAUCAAAGAAAGCUGGCGUGCAACUUCCUGACAAACGCUUUCAUUUCUGCUAGCAGAGCUGAUUGAUCGGAGGUGGUAGCCAAACCAGCAAUGUGUUCAUUGCACAAUGAAGGGCAACGUGUCAAUGAGCGCUGCCUGUGGAGCUCCUCGUAGCUUUGGCUUAGAGUGAUGAUGUUAGUCACGGACUAAGGAUUCUUUGCAAGUAGCGUUGAAAGUAUCAUCCUCUAUUUCUUUCAUGACACUUCAGGUUUUGUUGGACUCCACCAUUGCUGCUGCGACUCUCUUGCAGAAGUCCAGGACAUCUGCAAUGUAGCUGAUAAAUGAUUCACCCGGCUGCUGUGCACAUUCUUCCAAACGCGACCUUCGAUGCAGAUUGCGCACAGCAAGGCGGCCAAACACAGCCACUACACAGGUGUUGGACAAGGACCGCAUUAAAAAAUCGGUCUCAUGGUUGUGUCAAAGACUGGCCACAACCGCAAGAUAGAACUGAGCACGUUGCUCAGUUUGGUGGGAUUGCCCCAUUUGUUGUGGGCACUUACCGUCUCGUAUGACAUCGGCCAGUUCUCCACGCCAGUGUCUUCCAUGCCGCUGAAAAUGGUAAAGUCCCUGUGGUGAGGCACACCAGCGCACGACCGACUGAGGAGGCGCUUUCUGGGAUACGUCUUCAGGCAUGGCUGAGCGUACGGUACGGGAUCAAAGUUCCAGGAUUGAUUUUGUAAGCCAAAGCACUCGCCAUCUCUUGUAAAGGUGUUUAUCACCAGUGUUUGGGCCGACCGUCAUAGUAGGGCACGGACUCGGCAUGGGCGGUGUUCCUCGAGCAGAGCAUUGGAGGUUGACCCACUAGAAAGUGCUGGAGAGGAUGGCCCACUACAGCGUUCUUCACCACACUGUAGAUUAAGUGUGCAAUUUAAAUUUGACAGCGCUUUCUUUAGAGAAGAAAAUAACGUAGUUUUGAGACAUGGAGAGGCAAACUAUAGUUGGUACCAACUACAAGUUUACAACUCUGGAAUGCAACACUUGUGCUAUAUGUUGCCGUGCUAUAUGUUGCCAAGUCUUCUAAAUCACGAAUUCUAUCAAUUUCAAUUCGUUUUUGUGCUUCAAGCAAGUUUCACGUGAAAGUUAACGCGAGAGCAUAAUUUCAUAUACAUGAUGUCUCCAUUGUAUUUGCUACAUUGUUUAAUGAUGUAAUCUGAUGAAAUUUCUAAUAAAGCUGUGUUUCCGUGAACCCUUGUAACGGGCAGCGGGCUCGUCAAGCUGCCAAAUGGCAGCUUUUAUUCACUGCUACAGUUUUUCAAAUAGUUGAAAUAAAUGCAUUGAUGAAUGGAAAGGACUAGGGCUGUGAAUACUGAAAUGCAUAAAAUUGUAAAUACUGCAAGCACAGCAGCCUGUCAUGCUUUGCUGGCAAACGAAAGCAUGCAAUGAAAUCUGACAAAGUGUGAAAUGAUCUCGCAACAAGUUGGCCAGCAGCGACCUGAACCAGUGGAAAGUUUUGAAAUGUUGCCUCUUCUCAGUUCUAUUGCACCAUUGAGAAAUGCAAAAACAAAAGUAAGGUGGGUCUGAAGGUUGCAGUUGUAGAAAGGCACUUUCCAGUCGCAUCAAACAUUUUAAAUGCCUAAAAUGCUCUCUGCGUACGUACCAGACAUGUGCAGCUUUCUGCCGCAGUCCAUUUUUUUUAGUGUCCUUUUUCUGACGAUUUAGUUCCCAAAGCUGUUUAUCCCACACUUCUACUUUGGAAAGGCAUUGAUAGGAAAGUUGCUCAUGCUUUCUGUGGGAAAAUGCAAGUCGCCAUUCUACAGAGGCCAAUCACUACAUUGAUCACGAAGUGCCACAACCAUCUGUGGAAAUUGUGAAUUGUUAUCGCUGCUGUGUGGCUGCAGUAAUUAUUGACAGUCAACGCGAGAUGAAUUUAGGCGUAAUUUUUCUUUAUGUCACAUACAAAUACAAAUGCUCUUUAUUUCACAUACAUGCUCUUUAUUUCAAUUACAAAUACAAAGGCUUUAAAAGUUCUUUCAACGGGCUACAUAGCCUCUUCUCCUUGAGGUGGCUUGAGUGGCACCAAGCUGGUUGGUACAAUUCCUGCCUCAUAAUGGUUCAGGAUGUCCAGCAUGUGUAUCUUACACAAACCCAAAAGAUGGUCAGGCACCUUGCUCAUCUGACCAUUAAGGGAUAAUAAAAAGUGUUCAUUGUUCGA